UUAUCUCUUGCCGCCAGAGGUCUCUGGUUUCCUCUAAGGGAGGGGCUGCCGCUUGGCUUUCUCUUUUCUCACCAUCCGUGGGUUGGGGGCUGAGCUUUUAAGUUCAGAUGCUGCUGACUCCAUUGUGAUCCGCGAUCCAGCUCCUCCUCCUCCUCCAAGCUGGAUUCUUUUUCCAGGGAAAAAAGGAGAAGAAGGGUCUGUUUUCUUUGUGCUAACCUUUCCUGGUGGUGGGAGUUUUGCUGCAGAAGUUAGGCGCAAGGGUCUGAUCCUGGCGAGAACUAGGGCUCUGCGGCCACAUUCAUUCCUCCAUUGGAGAUCCAGAUCAAAUCCAUGUGAGAUCAGCCCAAAUGGCCAAAACCGAGUCUGCCCAGGUCCUAGAAGCCUACCAGGAGGUGAUCGCUGCCUCUGCUAAGGGGCAACAGGCUCUCCUGGCCCCAGAUCAAGGAAGCCUCUACCAUGAUGUCAUGCAGGAGAGCUACAAGACACUCCUCUCCAUUGCCCCUCCCCUUCAACUCCAACAAGGAUUUCCAAUCCAAAAAUCUGAAUUACUGGCCUGUCUCAACCAAGGGCAGCAGGCCUGGACCCCAGAAGCCCAGAAUUCGAACAAAGACACUGAGGAGAAUCCAGUUACACUGCAGCUGACUGGAUGGCCAGAGCCAGGGAAGUGGUGGAAUUCCUACCGGAGCCCUAUCAGUGUGCCCAGUUCAGAUUCAUCCGGUUCAGAUAAUGAAUCUUCAAGUGAGAAAGAGGAGGAGAAGACUGUUAAGCAGGAAUGUCUCAAGAUAACAAAGCCCCGGGCAGCUUUGCUGGGUAAAUGUGAGGUGAAGCAAGAAGGCUGUGAGCCUUGGCAGAGCGAACGGCUGGGACAGCUGCAGGGCAGUAUGAGGAUGCCACUCUGUUGGACCAGAGAAAAAGACCGAGGACUCAUUAAGAGCAGAAAGGGGAAGCGGGGAGCCGAUCCGGGGAAGAAUCUGUUUGUUUGCCCUCAGUGUGGGAACACCUUUAAUAGAAAAUCAUCGCUUAAGAGGCAUUUAACAACAAUCCAUGAUGAAGCAAAACUGUAUGAAUGGCCCCCCCAUAAGAAAAGCUUCCUUGAAAAAACAAACCGUGGGACACGUGGAAGGAGACACACGAGAACUCCCCAUUCAGGAAGGGAACCUUACGAAUGCCCUGAGUGUGGGGAAAGCUUCAUGACGAGUGCCUCUUUCACCCAGCAUCGGAGAAGUCAUACUGGUGAGACGACAUACCAGUGUCCUGCGUGUGACAGAAGCUACACAGAGGAGCGGUAUCUCAUCAAACAUCUGAUGACAGCCCAUGCAGGAGCCCAUCUCUCCAAUUGCCCUGACUGUGGGAAAAGCUUUCUGGGAGAGGAAGAUCUCAGUAUGCAUCAGGCAAUGGUCCAUGGGGGAGAAAGUUUCCAUCAGUGUUUGGACUGUGGGAAAUGCUAUCGGGAGAAAUUGUCCCUAAUCAGACAUCAGACACUGCACAAAAAGAAAGCUACUUGUAAGUGCCCAGAUUGUGGUAUGAGCUUUGCAGAUCGCAGAAAGCUGGCUAAUCAUUUGCUCACCCACAAAAACCAGAAACCUCACAAAUAUCUAGACCAGGAGGGCAGUGGCACAGAAGAAUAUGUCUACACCUGCCCUGAUUGUGGAAAGUGUUUUAAGACUGAAAGAUGUUUUGUGAAUCAUCAGAGAAUCCACAGGAAGGAGCAACAAUGUCAGCAACCUGACAAAGGGGACAUCUUGAAGGGAGGAGCACAAAAUCAUGAAACCCAUGUAGAAAUGCAACGUGGUGCAGAGUCUGCUGGUGGAAAACCCUUCGGGGCUGGUCUAACUCAGCCAAAGGUUGACAUGGAAGAAACUCUCCACACAUGUCUUGACUGUGGGAAGAGCUUCAAGGACAGUCAGUGUUUUGCUAAUCAUCAGAACACGCACAUUACAGGAGAAACAUCUGACAAUGCUGACAGUCAGGGAAUGGUUGAAGAAAGAAAGCUACCCCAUGCUGGCCAACAGGAAGGGCAGAUGAAAGGAAAUCCCUAUCAGUGUUAUAGCUGCGGGAAAACCUAUGCAACUCAAUAUAAUCUCAACAGGCACCAGCGCAUCCAUGCAGACAGCAGACCCUAUAAAUGCACCAUCUGUGGGAAAACCUUCACCUACAGAUACACUCUAAUCCAUCAUGAAGCAACCCACACAGAAGGAAAAACCUGUCUGCAUAAAUGUUCUUACUGCGGGAAAGGGUUCACCACCAAAAUGUCCCUCUCGAGGCACCUGCAACUGCACGUGAUGGGCAGACCCUAUCAGUGUGGUGUCUGUGGGAAAGCCUUUGCCUACAGGUAUUCUCUCACUCAUCAUCAGGAAACACAUGUGGAAGGACAGGCCCAGAAAUGCCUUUUCUGCCAUAAAGUCUUCAGGACCAAUCAUUCCCUCAACAGGCACAAGCGUAUCCACAUGGAGACGAGAUCCUUCCAGUGCUCUGUUUGUGGGAAAGCCUUUGGAACCAAAUAUUCCUUCUGUAGACAUCAGGACAGGCAUUUGAAUGGAAGUCUAAAGCGUUCUCCCAGCAGUGAGAAAGAUCUAGUUGAUAGCUCAGCCCUGGCAAAAGACCAGGCUAGUGACACGGAUGAAAAUUCCAAUAACUGGUCUGACAAUUCAACUCUCUCUGAGCACCACAGAGGAGAAAACUCUGCCGAAUGUUCCAAGAGUGCAGAUGGCUCCUUGCCUGCUAAAUGCCAGAGUGUCCUUGUUAAAGAAUAUUCCUCUAAAGGGUUAGAUGUGCAAGAAUCCCUGGCUGAAUUCUCUGCGAGAGUUGAUAGUGACAUUCUCACUAAGCGUCAGAACACCCACUUAAGAGAACAUUCUGUGAAAGGUUUAGAUGGUGGUGAAACCUCAAGGGAUCUCUCAGGGGUCACUAAAGAUCAAGGUAGCCACAAAGAACAAAAUGUCCAUGAAGGAACUUACAAUUUGGCCAACCCUAGGCAACAUGGAGCCUGUACUGAAGACAGCCUCCCAGAGUCAUCUGAGAAGAGGGAACACUUUGCACCUAGUUUAACCCUUAUUAAACAUCAGAACAUCCCCAUAGGAGUCAGUUCCAUUCCAGGAUUAAACAAUGACCAACGCUAUAAGGACAGUUUAACCCGCUCUGGCUUUCAAGGUGUCUCAGCAGGUCAACAAAAGCAUGUGUGCUCUCACUGUGGAAAGUCUUGCAGAGAUAGUUAUUCCCUCAAAAGACAUGAGAGAACCCACACUUCGGAGAGGCCAUAUCAGUGCCAGAAGUGUGGGAAGAGAUUUCGUGAAACCAAAAACCUCAUCCGGCAUCAGACGACUCAUUCAGACCUCCGUCCCUAUCCGUGCACUGAAUGUGGGAAACAUUUCAAGUCGAAGACAAACCUCGAUAAACACCAGAAUGUCCACAAGAAACCUUUUAGCUGCCCUCAUUGUGACAAAAGAGUCACCACCAGCAGCAUUCUUAAGAAUCACCUGAGAACCCACACAGGAGAGAGACCAUUUAAAUGUACUGAAUGCGACAAAGAUUACAAAACAAAGGCAGCCCUCAACAAACACAGAGAGGGACAUUUCAAAGAGAACUCAUCAGAGGCCCCCAAAGUGGAUCAGUCCAAUCAGAUUUUUUAAGUCUUGUUUUCCCAUGAUGUAAUGGGUCAGUCCCUGAUUGAUUAUGUGAGGUGCUUCUACUCAGCCCAGGAUGUGUCAGGACAGAAAUACUUGCACAUUCCAGAGGCAUAGCCAGGUUAGUAAUUGGGGCAAAAAUAAGAAGGCAGUUUGUGACACCUUAAAGAUUUGACAUAAUUUUAUUCCAGCAUAAAUUUUUGUGGACCACAGCCCACUUCAUCAGGGGCUGUGAAUACAUAUUGGGACAAGCUCAAGAUCUUCAUAAAAGGAAAGGCGAUCAACUACCUCACAAACAGUAUCUUUACCUGUGCAGCCUCAAAGCACCCAUUGUCUUAAAGCAGAAAAAGGAUGUUCUUGUUGCUGGUGAAAUAAUAGUUCUGAUUAUUUGAACCUGUUAGUUUAG
Molecule: messenger RNA, 4029 nt
Organism: Heteronotia binoei (common prickly gecko)
Lineage: Eukaryota; Metazoa; Chordata; Lepidosauria; Squamata; Gekkonidae
Product: zinc finger protein 595-like
Exons: 5
Coding region: 348-3629 (1093 amino acids)
Biological process (GO): regulation of transcription by RNA polymerase II
Molecular function (GO): RNA polymerase II cis-regulatory region sequence-specific DNA binding; DNA-binding transcription factor activity
Source: RefSeq, a predicted model, not a curated record